AUGACUGAAAUAGAUGAUGAAACUUUAUUUGGAAUGAUACAAAAAUUAUCAAAUGGUGUAACAGAUGUUGAGCCAUUAGUCACAGAACUCAUGGCAGAAUUUGAUGCCCUUUCUUAUUCAAGAAAUCCUCAACAUGCAACUACUUUAAACGCAAACUAUGCUUUUGUUUUACAAAAAAUAGACCAGCUCAUUAAAAGUUCCCAGGAUGUUAUUAAUUUGGCAGAUAAAAAUCUAGAAAACGAACAAAAUAAUAAUGAAACCGAUAUUCCUCAAACAAAUCAGAACAAUGAUCAACCAAAACCAACUCCAUUACAGAAACUCAUGCAAAAAUCGCGUUAUAUGUUUGAAUAUUUCAUUUCAAGAACAAUUCUUGUUUCUCAACUACCUUAUCCUCCACUUUGUGGCUCAAUACCAGCUGAUCCGAAUCAAAAGCUCGAUAUAUGUGAUUUCGUGGCCGCUAAAUUUGAAAAUGAUUAUGUUUUGUCUUAUAUCAUCGGAUACGAAGGUGAUGAUUACAUAAUUUGCGAUGCAGAUAAUGAUGAACCUCAAUGCAAAACAAUUUCGCCGAAACAAGUGAUUCCUUUACCAAAAUCUGUUCCAGACCGUAAUUUCAGUCAUGCAGAGUAUUCAAAUGGUACAAAAGUUCUCGCUCUUUGGCCAAAUGACGAGGAUGACUGGACUUCUCUGUUUUAUCCAGCAGUUGUUUCUGCGACACCAACUUCAAAGGAUCCGAACUAUACAUUGAUGUUUGAUGGGUCAGAAGUUCCGAUGCAAGUUAAGCAGCACUUUGUUGUUCAUGCUCCUUCAAAAUAG
This is a messenger RNA of Trichomonas vaginalis G3, 813 nucleotides long. Its product is annotated as methylated histone binding. The record is from RefSeq and is a predicted model, not a curated record. Lineage: Eukaryota; Parabasalia; Trichomonadida; Trichomonadidae. The transcript has a single exon. Gene Ontology annotation, cellular component: SAGA complex. The coding region runs from base 1 to 813 and encodes 270 amino acids.